GUUCUUGACAGAACUCUUUUCUGUGAGGAGGCAGAGUUGUCACUAUGUCGGACGAAAACAUACCACACGUGCAAGCCAAGUUUUUUACAAAACAAUCACAAUACUCGGUUCCUGAUACCCCGUACUCAGUACCAGCUACUGUAGGUACUUCAGAGCUCAGUGGACUCAUCAACCAAAUCUUAAAAGACAGUGAUGACUCUGUGGAGACAGCUGUUGAUUUUGAUUUCCUGUUGGAUGGGGAAUUCCUUAGAGAACCUCUUGACGAACAUCUAGAGAAUAGAGGAGUUUCUUCAGAAGAACAGAUUAAAUUAGAAAUAUCAGAUACAACCUGUAAGGAUUCUCUUCCAUGAAACUGGGUCAGCUGUUUACAGGGAUGUCAAGGGUGCAUACUGUCUGGUUGCUAUGACAAUACAGUCAGAUUAUGGUCCACAACAGGUGCUCCUGUCCUGACAAUACCUGGUCAUACUGCUCCAGUCAAGUGUGUCACAUGGUUAAGUACAGAUGAGGGACCUACCUGCCGAUUCAUCUCAGGCUCACAUGAUCAGACUUUACUUAUCUGGGAGUGGAAUAAAGAGGAAAAUUCAGUGGAGUGUGUCCAUGCAUGUCGAGGUCACGCUCGCAGUGUAGAUUGUGUAGCUGUCAACAAAGACAAAGAUAAAUUUGUCAGUGGAUCAUGGGACAACAUGUUAAAACUCUGGUCUGCAGCACCAGUGGCAGAGGGAGACAAAGAGGAGGAGGAAAAGGAAGAAAAAAGUGCAGCCAAAAAACAAAAGCUGUCCAAAAAAGUCCAAACCAGGGUGCCCAUUCUGACUUUAUCUGGUCACAAAGAAGGAAUCUCUGCAGCCGAGUGGAUAAGUAGGUCAGAAGUUUGCACUGCAUCAUGGGAUCACACACUGAGGAUAUGGGACAUGGAAAAAGCAACACAAACCUCACUGUUGCAAGGGAAGAAAGUCUUUUUAGAUCUGUCCUACUCCCCUUUAAACAGACAUAUUCUUACUGCUUCAGUAGACAGACACAUUAGGCUAUGGGAUCCUCGAGUAUCAGAUGGCAGAAUUGUAAGGUGUACCUAUACCUCGCACAAUGGAUGGGUUUCCGGUGUUAGCUGGUCCCCAGUGAACCAGUAUCUCUUCAUCUCAGGCUCCUACGACUGUGUUUUGAAACUAUGGGACAUAAGAAGCCCAAAUUCUCCAUUGUAUAACAUGAGUGGCCAUGAAGAGAAAAUCCUGGCAGUUGAUUGGUCAGUCCCCAGCAUGUUACUGUCCGGUGCUGCUGAUAAUCAUCUGAAGAUAUUUCAGUACAGAGACGUGCAAUCUUCUAAAAAAAAAUAAAUAUGUUAUAUGUAUGAAAAGGAAUUUCAUGAUUUCUCUGUUUUAUAGACUGUUUUAUGAAAUUUCCAAAGUUUUUUUUUAAAAGUGAGUCAUGGUGAAAAUUAAUGAUACCAUGGGAAAGGACUUGUCACUGUAAAUAAAUAUACAUUAUUAAACAUAUAUGAAAUAAAUAUAUAUAUAAAAGCCAGAUUCAACACCAGCUGCUCAAAAGUUAUGGCCAAGGUUGAAGUUUCUUUAAAGGUAGAUCAAUUUAAGCUCUUAGAGGUCAAGUUAAAAAAAAGAUGUGUUUGUGUAACACUGAUGGAAUCAGUGCUUGGAAUCUGUACAUCUGUCAUUAGAUAAAAAGAAAAGUUGUCA
Messenger RNA from Saccostrea cuccullata (small rock oyster), 1685 nucleotides. Its product is annotated as ribosome biogenesis protein WDR12 homolog. NCBI's taxonomy places the organism in Eukaryota, Metazoa, Mollusca, Bivalvia, Ostreida, Ostreidae. Gene Ontology annotation, molecular function: protein binding. Gene Ontology annotation, biological process: ribosome biogenesis. The record is from RefSeq and is a predicted model, not a curated record. The transcript is spliced from 12 exons.